Messenger RNA from Penicillium mononematosum, 1908 nucleotides. Its product is annotated as Monooxygenase FAD-binding. Bases 1 to 1908 code for a protein of 635 amino acids. Lineage: Eukaryota; Fungi; Ascomycota; Eurotiomycetes; Eurotiales; Aspergillaceae. The transcript is spliced from 5 exons. The record is from RefSeq and is a predicted model, not a curated record. Gene Ontology annotation, molecular function: FAD binding.
AUGGCUCCCAUACUUCCAAACACCCAAAACACGUUCGGCGAGAAAAGAUCGAACGAAGCCUCAGUGAAUAUAGCAGACAUAAUUCCGACCACUGCUCAAGCGACAGAAUCGGAUAAAGUCGAGGAUAAUGCCAUCGAUACAGAAUUCCUUAUUGUUGGCGCAGGGCCUGCAGGUGCAGCCUUAGCUUGCUUUCUUGGCUCUCAUGGGCUCAAGGGCAUUAUGAUCAGCAGCGCGCCAGGGACAGCAAACACCCCUCGCGCACACAUUACCAAUAUGGCAGCGCUUGAAUGUCUACGAGACAUUGGUCUAUAUGAAGAGCUCCAGAAAUUGGGAUCUACGGGCGAAGACCAUAUGCAACACACCAGAUGGUGCCACAGUAUGGCGGGCGAAGAGUACGCGAGAAUUCAUUCCUGGGGUAAUGAUCCGAGACGGAAGGGUGACUACGAACUGGCGAGUCCAUGUGAACCAUUCGACCUGCCACAGACAGUCAUGGAACCGGUUCUAGUUCGCCACGCGGCUUUGAAAGGCUUCAAGUGUCGCUUCGAUACGACGCUUGUUUCUUUCAAUGAGGAGAAGACUGGGUUGAUCACAGCAACCAUCCGUGAUGAGAUCUCAAAGAACGAAUACUAUAUCCGCACCAAGUAUCUGUUAGGGGCCGAUGGUGCCCGCAGCCAAGUGGUGAAGCAACUUAAUUUGCCUCUCGCAGUCCUGCGAGGACAGGGUAUGGCAAUCAACGUGCUUGUCAGGACCGAUCUCUCCCAUCUCGUCAAGAAUCGAACGGGUAAUCUGCACUGGGUGAUGCAGCCAGAUCGCGAGCACCCUAGCUUUGGCUGGAUGGGAAUCGUUCGCAUGGUAAAGCCUUGGAAUGAAUGGAUGUUCAUCUUAUUCCCAGAUCGCAGCUAUGACCGUUCUCAAGGCCAACCGUCUAUAGAGGAGUAUCGAAAGAGGGUACAAGAGUUCAUUGGCGAUGACACACCGGCUGAAAUCCUCGAUAUCUCUACCUGGUAUAUCAAUGAGAUUGUUGCAGAGAAGUACUCGGAAGGGAAUAUCUUCUGUCUCGGCGACGCCGUGCACCGCCACCCUCCAUUAAACGGCCUGGGCUCCAACACGUGCAUCCAAGACGCCUUCAACUUGGCCUGGAAGCUUGCAUAUGUCCACAAGGGCCUCGCAUCCCCAUCACUUCUAUCCACCUAUUCCAGCGAGAGACAGCCUGUUGGUCAUUCGAUCAUCACCCGAGCAAACCAGGCAUACCGCGACCACUUCCAUGUGUGGGAAGCGCUUGGCAUGCUGCCGACUGAUCUGUCCGAACGGAAGCAGAUAUUGGAGGAGUUGAGAAGUGCAACUCCACAAGGAUCAAAUCGCCGCCGUGCCUUACGCGCCGCAAUCAAACAUACCUCUCAUGAGUUCCACGGGCUGGGAAUCGAAAUGAACCAGCACUACGAGGGCCAAGGAGUCUAUACAGCUGACGAACCGCAUCCAUCUGGUCAAUCCGGGCGGGCAAGUGAGGAUAAAGUACUGCAUCAUGAACCGAGUACAUAUCCGGGCUCACGUUUGCCGCAUGUUUGGCUCAACAAGGCGACUCCGGAGGAGGCUAUCUCAACAAUCGAUAUUACUGGCCAUGGCGUAUUUACGCUUUUCACUGGAAUUGGGGGUGGAGGUUGGAAGGAAGCGGCGGGGGCUGUUGCUGAGAAGCUCAAUGUCCCAAUCCGGGCGUGUUCAAUUGGAUUCAGGCAAGACUGGGAGGACGUGUAUUUUGAGUGGGAAAGUGUUCGAGGUGUGGAAGAAUCCGGGGCUGUGUUGGUGCGACCGGAUCGAUUCGUUGCAUGGAGAGCAUCGGAAGCUUUGCAGGACUGUGAGGCCUGUGAAGCAAAGCUUCUCAUGGUUAUGAGAUCCAUUCUGGGAUUUUGA